Molecule: messenger RNA, 3279 nt
Organism: Formica exsecta
Lineage: Eukaryota; Metazoa; Arthropoda; Insecta; Hymenoptera; Formicidae
Product: serine/threonine-protein kinase 32A
Biological process (GO): G protein-coupled receptor signaling pathway; protein phosphorylation; regulation of signal transduction
Molecular function (GO): G protein-coupled receptor binding; G protein-coupled receptor kinase activity; ATP binding
Source: RefSeq, a predicted model, not a curated record
GAUCAGUAGCACACGGCUGUACUGAAACCGGCAGCUGAGAAGCACUCGCGCAGCAACCGCGACCGCGAGAGCUUUGAUCUCUCGUCGCUCCGCUCCGGAACGCUCAAACGCGCGCGCGGCCGGCCGAUCACAUUUCGAAGUUUUCCCCGAGUGCUCCGAAUGUAAUCAGUAUGCUUAAAGGUUUCGACGAGAGCUGUUUCGGAACUGAAAUCGCUCGAUAAAACUCGGUUACUCUCGAUACAUUGACGGAAAAAUGUUUAUAUAAUGUACAUUUAGUGUCAUAAUCGUUGAUUGAUUACAAUGAUACAUGAGACACGGUCAAAGUUCGUGAAAAAAUUGCUUGAUGCUGGAGGAAACAGAUCAAUCGGGCUGUAUAUGUCGUAAGCAAGACUCGCCACAGCGAUGCGUCGCGAGCAAGCCCGUCGCAUUGCCGUCCGAAGGACCAUCAACGAUCAUCCGCAAUUAUUCUGCACGUUAGCGCGAUCCCUUAAUUAAGUCGCUCGAAUCAGCGGCGGACCGCUGCUAAUUAACGCCAUCGCCAUCAUCCUUCUCGGGGAAAGAGCUUCACGUCAUCAACCGACGGAUUUAACGAGAAACCAUUUGGCGCACGUGACGAGCAUUUUUCUCUCUCUGUCUCUCUCUCUCCCUCCCUCAAGAAAAAAGGAUGAUACUCGUUCGAUAAAAAAGUCGUGCGACAAGGCGUCGCGGCGCCGUGACAAUGUGGAAAUAUGAGACUUUCUACGACAGCUGUCGGAUCCCGGCGUCGUCUUCGUCGUUUUUGUCGAUACCCCGCUCGCACCAAUGCAGCUUACGCCGAUCGCCGAUGUACAAGUCCGACGUCUAUUGAGGAAAAAUGGGUGCCAAUCAAUCGACCCGAAGUCAUCCCACCCCCGGAGAAGAAGUGAACUUCGAUCAUUUUCAAAUUUUACGCGCUAUCGGGAAAGGCAGCUUUGGCAAGGUCUGUAUCGUGCAAAAACGUGACACUACCGGCCAUAUGUACGCUAUGAAGUACGUACAUAAAAACGAAUGCGCAGAACGAGGUGCCCUGAAGAACGUGGCGAGGGAAGUCGAGAUCCUAUCAAAGCUGGAACAUCCUUGUCUGGUGAAUUUAUGGUUCAGCUUUCAAGAUGAGGAGGAUCUCUUCAUGGUAUCGGAUUUAUUAUUGGGCGGCGAUCUGAGAUACCAUAUCCAGCAAGAGAUUGUGUUCAGCGAGGAGAGCGUCGUACUGUUCGUGGCUGAAAUCGCGUUGGCGCUCGAUUAUCUGCAGAGUCACAUGAUUAUCCAUCGGGACAUCAAACCGGACAAUAUACUGCUGGAUGAGGAGGGUCACGCCCAUGUAACAGACUUUAACAUCGCAACUGUACUCGAAGACGGUCAAUUAGCAACCUCGAUGUCUGGAACAAAGCCGUAUAUAGCCCCGGAAAUUUACAUGUGCUCAUGCGAGGAAUACGGUGUCCUCGGCUAUGGAUUCGCUGUGGAUUGGUGGAGUCUAGGAAUCCUCGCUUGGGAGACCCUAGCCAUGGAAAGACCGUAUCCACUUCACUCCACAACGUCUAACAGAGAGGCUUUGAGAAUCUUACAGGAAGAAAGACCGACACCUUCGCACUGGAACCCCUCGACAUGCGAUCUCCUGGACCGUUUAUUAACUCUGGCCCCGAAUGCUCGAGUGUCAAGUUUAAAGGAACUGAAACAAACGAGCGCAAUGAGAGAGUUGGACUUUGACAGAGUGCUGAAUAAGCGGAUAAAACCGCUCUUCUCGACAUCUCGUUACAGAUCGUUAAGGGUCGAGUACUCAGGGGAGGAUGCUGGCGGUUUCGCCGAGGGCGCUGGAUCAAGCUUAGACACGCGGAGAUUAGCUUACAUUCCGGAAUAUCGGGUUUAUAAUCGCGAACGUGAGAUCGAGAGAUUGGAGAGAGAAAAGAAGGAGAGACAAUGGGAAGAGGAACUGAAUACUGCCAUGAAAGGUGCCGAAGAAAGACUCAAAACAAAGCAGCAACAUCUGCCGGCCCAGCGAACCGGAAACCGACUGAGCGUCUCGACGACGAACGUCAAAGCGCGCAUAAACGCCUCACCGAGGCAAGGACGCCGUGGAAGCGCUGCGACAUCCUCGGACAUCGACUUCAUCGACGCGAGUCCGGAGCCUAGCACAUCUUAAAUAACACUGAGAACUCUGUACCUACCGUAGCCUAUCAAUGACCAGUAGUCUCUAUUAAUCCUAUGAAUGCGUAUUAAAAUUUAUAAGAGACACCAAUAUUUAUCUAGUUUAAUAACUUGCUAUAAAAGUAAUUUAAUUAUUUCUUACUCUGUCAAACACACACAUAUAUCUAACGAUAAGAGAUUAAGAAUUAACAAAAUUUGUUGAGUGAUUAUUUUAUUUAAUAUACGUGGAAAGAUCCCAUUUUAUAAGUGAAAGAAAAGUUUUUAUACGGAUUGAUAUAAUGUGAUUGUAAGUCCGCUUUAUGUUAACUAAUUUCAUUCACGAAAUCCUGAAGAAAUAUAGAUAGCAACCGGAGAACCGCACGUCGUGCAAGAUCUAUCAGACUUUACCAAUGCGUAUUUAAUUAUUGUAUCAGGAAAAUGAUACAUUUAUAAAAUUAAAUAAAGGAACCUAAUGUAUUGUUUCACAGAUUUCGAUCAAUAAUGGAGCAAAGUUAUUCUUUUAACUUUAAAGUAGUGAACAAUCGAUACGUCAACUUUAGUGAGCAACAGCAAAUUCUUUAUUGCUCUGUUUUAAAAACCAAAAUUUACAAAACCUCAUUAGAAUUAAACAUCUUCGAUGAAUAAUAUAAAUUAAUCCUUUCAGUGCAGUGACGUAUACCAUGUACAUCUGUCCCUGAAGUUUCUUGAAAAAAAAAAGAUAUUUUCAUCAUGAUUUCUCUCUAAAAGUCAAUACUUUAUAAUUAUAAAUCGCGUUUUCAUUAUAUAAGGAGAAUAUGCAAAACUCUGCAGUGUUAAAUAGAAUCAUAACUAUAAAUAUUUAAAAUUACAUAAGAUGAAAAAAUUAUAGAUAAAACCAAAAAAAUUUUAACAAUUUAAAAGUGUUAAACGAGAAUUAAAAUAAAUCAUAAUUUUAUUAACAUUUCUAUCUCUAAUAUGGUACUGAAAGGGUUAAGGGACGCAUACUAUAUAUUAAUAUAAUUUUCUUUAGUUAAUGGAACUGGGAACAAUCACUAUAUAUACACACAUAUAUGUUUUAUUCAAUAAAGAUAUAUGUAGUUUAGAAGUGAGCUAUGUACGAAUCGAAAUAAAAAAUAUGAAAUAAAAAAUAUCUUUGACACA